This is a messenger RNA of Mesitornis unicolor (brown roatelo), 6842 nucleotides long. It is a transcript of the gene KAT6A, whose product is annotated as K(lysine) acetyltransferase 6A. The coding region runs from base 216 to 6161 and encodes 1981 amino acids. The transcript is spliced from 18 exons. Gene Ontology annotation, cellular component: nucleosome; MOZ/MORF histone acetyltransferase complex. The record is from RefSeq and is a predicted model, not a curated record. Gene Ontology annotation, biological process: regulation of DNA-templated transcription; nucleosome assembly. Gene Ontology annotation, molecular function: histone acetyltransferase activity; DNA binding. NCBI's taxonomy places the organism in Eukaryota, Metazoa, Chordata, Aves, Mesitornithiformes, Mesitornithidae.
UAAUAUUACAGUUCUUCUGACUGUGAGUGUGCAGACCAGAAGCUGAGUGUGAAAACGAAUCAUGUUAGAGAAAGGAGGAGUAAUUCAGAACAGAAGACGUGUAUGCUAUGUUUAGCUGGUUCCCAUCAUUCGAGAAUCUGUUUUCUCAUUGUGUGAAACUUGUUCAGCAUCGGGAUAAAGGAUAACGACUCUAUGGAUAUACAGAGUUCUUCACCAUGGUAAAACUCGCCAACCCGCUGUAUACAGAGUGGAUUUUGGAGGCAAUCAAAAAGGUAAAGAAGCAAAAACAACGUCCUUCAGAGGAGAGGAUAUGCAAUGCAGUGUCAUCUUCACACGGUUUGGACCGCAAAACUGUACUUGAACAGUUGGAGUUGAGUGUUAAAGAUGGAACUAUUUUAAAAGUCUCCAACAAGGGUCUCAAUUCCUACAAGGAUCCUGAUAAUCCUGGGAGAAUAGCACUUCCGAAGCCUCGGAACCAUGGCAAGUUGGAUGGUAAACCAAACGUGGACUGGAAUAAACUUAUCAAACGGGCAAUUGAGGGCUUGGCUGAGUCUAGUGGCUCAUCCUUGAAGAAUAUCGAGCGCUUUCUGAAAAGUCAGAAAGAUGUGUCUGCAUUAUUUGGAGGUAGCACUGCCUCCAUUUUUCACCAGCAAUUACGAUUAGCUGUCAAACGUGCUGUUGGCCAUGGUAGGCUCCUUAAAGAUGGACCUCUGUACCAACUCAACACUAAAGCAACCACUAAUGCUGAUGGGAAUGAGAGUUUUGAGUCUCUUUCCUGUCUCCCUCCAGUGUGUCUUCUUCCACAUGAAAAGGAUAAGCCGGUUGCUGAACCAAUUCCAAUCUGCAGCUUUUGCCUUGGUACAAAAGAGCAAAAUCGGGAGAAGAAACCUGAAGAGCUCAUCUCUUGUGCUGACUGUGGCAACAGUGGUCAUCCGUCCUGUUUGAAGUUCUCUCCAGAGUUGACAGUUCGAGUGAAAGCCUUGCGAUGGCAGUGCAUUGAGUGCAAAACAUGCAGUUCCUGUCGAGAUCAGGGCAAAAAUGCUGAUAACAUGUUAUUUUGUGACUCAUGUGACCGUGGCUUUCACAUGGAGUGCUGUGACCCCCCGCUUACCAGGAUGCCAAAAGGUAUGUGGAUAUGUCAAAUAUGCCGGCCACGGAAGAAAGGAAGAAAGCUCUUGCACAAGAAGGCAGCACAGAUAAAACGACGCUAUGCUAACCCAAUAGGACGUCCCAAAAACAGGUUAAAGAAUCAAAAUACAACAUCAAAAGUCGCUUUCAGCAAAGUUCGAACUGGCCCUGGUCGGGGUCGGAAGCGUAAGAUCACUCUAUCCAGCCAGUCAGCAUCAUCAGAAGGAGGAUACCUGGAGCAGGCAGAUGUCUUGGACUUCUGCAGAGAUGGCAGCACCACCUUGAAGUUUAACAAGAAAACCAAAGGGCUUAUAGAUGGCCUUACAAAAUUCUUCACUCCUUCCCCUGAUGGACGAAAAGCUCGAGGGGAAGUGGUAGACUAUUCUCAGCAGUAUAGGAUCAGGAAAAAGGGUACCAGGAAAUCUAGCACUUCAGAAUGGCCCACAGACAAUCAGGAUGGCUGGGAUGGAAAACAGGAAAAUGAGGAGCGCUUUUUUGGGAGCCAGGAUGUCUUAACUGAGAAAGACAUGGAGUUGUUUAGAGAUAUUCAGGAACAAGCACUGCAGAAAGUAGGGGUGACUGGGCCUCCUGAUCCACAGGUUCGAUGCCCUUCUGUCAUUGAAUUUGGCAAGUAUGAAAUCCAGACCUGGUACUCUUCCCCAUAUCCACAGGAAUACUCGAGGCUACCCAAGUUGUACCUUUGUGAGUUCUGUCUAAAGUAUAUGAAAAGCAGAACUAUUCUCCAACAGCAUAUGAAAAAAUGUGGCUGGUUUCAUCCUCCAGCCAAUGAAAUUUACAGAAAAAACAAUAUUUCAGUCUUUGAGGUUGAUGGAAAUGUCAGCACUAUCUACUGCCAGAAUUUGUGCUUGUUAGCCAAACUCUUCCUGGACCACAAGACACUCUAUUAUGAUGUGGAGCCAUUUCUUUUCUACGUGCUGACACAGAAUGAUGUCAAGGGCUGUCACCUUGUUGGCUACUUUUCCAAGGAGAAACACUGCCAACAGAAGUACAAUGUUUCCUGUAUAAUGAUUCUUCCACAGUACCAGCGUAAGGGCUAUGGCAGGUUCCUAAUUGACUUCAGCUAUUUGCUUUCAAAGCGUGAGGGUCAAGCAGGAUCACCAGAGAAGCCCCUGUCAGACCUGGGGCGCCUCUCAUAUAUGGCUUAUUGGAAAAGUGUAAUAUUGGAGUGCCUUUAUCAUCAACAUGACAAACAAUUGAGCAUCAAGAAAUUGAGUAAGCUGACUGGAAUCUGCCCUCAAGAUAUCACUUCCACUCUACAUCAUCUACGAAUGCUUGACUUCCGUAGUGAUCAAUUUGUGAUCAUUCGUCGGGAGAAGCUUAUCCAGGAACAUAUGGCAAAGCUUAGAACUAAUGUCCGACCAAUAGAUGUGGAUGCAGAAUGUCUGCGUUGGACACCUGUUAUAGUUUCCAACUCAGUUGUCUCUGAAGAUGAAGAAGAGGAGACAGAGGAUGGAGAAACUGAAGAGCAACAGCAGCAGAAAGAAAAAGAUUCAGAGACCAGUAUGGUAAAAUCUGUGUCAUGGGAGAAGAAAGAGCAAGAGCCUUACUCUCCUACAGAGAGUGAAAAAAAGCCGGACAUUGUUGCUCCAGCCAAUUCUGCACGGCCAAACAAGCACAUUUUUCCCCUGGAUAGUCUUCCUGCAAACAGUCAGCCAUCACGAAGAGGUCGAUGGAACCGCAAGGGCAAAAGACUUCGGGAGCCCUUUUCCUCACGAGGCCGGUGCAGUGAUUGUGAGGAGAAAUCAGCAGCCUUGCAAGGAAGAUGUGGUGAAUGUGAGGAGAAGUCUCCAGCCCCAAGAGGCCGGUAUGCUGAAGAUGAGGAAAAAUCUGCGGUUUCCCAGGGACAGUAUGGCAAAGGUGAAAAAUCUGCAAUUCCCCGUCGGCGGUACAGUGAAGGUAUGGAAAGGUGGAGAGGGCAACUGAAAAAGAACACAGAGCCACUGAAGUGCAGAUUCCCGGAGGACUGCGACAGAUUACCCCGCCGCUACAGUGAUAGUGAUAGGGCACUUCUGAGGUGUUUUAGUGAGAGUAGCGAAGAGGAUGAUGAGCCUGUGAGUCCUCGGUCAAGCUCUCCACCUGUUCUCACCAAGCCAACGUUAAAACGAAAGAAACCAAUUCUUCAUCGGAAGAGGCGAGUCCGCAAGCGUAAGCACCACAACAGCAGUGUUGUCACUGAAACAAUCUCGGAGACCACAGAAGUGCUGGAUGAACCAUUUGAGGACUCAGACUCUGAACGACCAAUGCCCCGAUUAGAGCCUACAUUCGAGAUUGAGGAGGAGGAAGAGGAGGAAGAGGACGAAGAGGAGGAGAAUGAACUUUUGCCCAGUGGAUACUUUCGGCACUUAGCCCCACCAGACACACUCAGGCAUAGACCCUCUUCUAAGAGGAAGUCCAAAGAUGACGAGGAGUCUGAUGACACUAAUGGUAACCCAACUUUGAAUCCAUUAUCUAUGCUGAGAAAAUGUGAAGCAAAGGAUUCUUCACUUGAGCCAGAUACUUCUACACCCACAAAGAAGAAGAAGGGAUGGCCAAAAGGGAAAAGCCGAAAACCAGUCCACUGGAAGAAAAGACCUGGUCGAAAACCAGGUUUUAAACUGAACCGGGAAAAGGUGCCACCAUCAGUUCAGGAUGAAGAUGAUGAUGCAGUAGCAGCGAAUUCAAAACCGGGGCGUAAGCCCAAAAUUUCAGACACAGAAGAAAGCAUUGAGCAGAAAGAAGAGCUGCCCCUUACUGAGGAAAGGAAAGAGGAAGAUGCGAAUAUGGAAGCAGAAGAGGUAGGAGAGGGAGAAGAGGAAGAUACAGGCAGCAGUGAAGUAAGAGCAGUGUCUCCUGUGGACAGCAACAGCAGUCCAGUGCCAGAAGUAAAAGAGCCUGAGAUAGAAGAGGAGGUAGAGGAGAAGCCACGGGUUUUAGAAGAGCAAAGGCAAUCAGAAGAAGAACAGCAAGAACUAGAUGAACCUGAGCAUGACCAUGAGGAAGAAGAGGAAGUUGCAGUAGUGACAAAUCAAAAUGAAGAUCAUGAUGCUGAUGACGAAGACGAUGGUCAUCUGGAGUCUGUGAAGAAAAAAGAAUUGGAGGAACAGCCUGUUAGAGAAGGGGUAAAGGAGGAGCCUCAGGUGCAGGAAUGUUUUUUAGAAACAAGCAUACCAAGCAGUAGAGAAGAUGCAAAAGAAAAGGAUGAAGCAGAGGCAGAUUCUGAGGAAGAGCAGGCUUCCAAUGAGACAUCGAUGGGCUCAGAGCAUGUCCCAGGGUCUGAAGAUGAUCACGAGGAAGAGCAAAGUAAUAAAGAAGGGUUAAUUGAAUUAAAGGAAGAGGAAGAGAUUCCUCAUAGUGAACUGGAUCUUGAAACUGUUCAAGCAGUCCAGUCCUUGACACAAGAGGAAAGCAAUGAGCAUGAUGUAGCUUACCAGGACUGUGAAGAAACACUUGCAGCUUGCCAGACUUUGCAGAGUUACACCCAGACUGAGGAGGAUCCUCCGAUAUCAAUGGUUGAAGAUUGCCAGGCCUCAGAACACAACAGUCCAAUAUCCUCUGUUCAGUCCCACCCCAGCCAGUCUGUGCGUUCUGUCAGCAGCCCAAAUGUGCCUGCUCUGGAGAGCAGUUACACCCAGAUAAGUCCUGAACAAGGAUCCCUGUCCGCACCCUCUAUGCAGAACAUGGAGACCAGCCCCAUGAUGGAUGUGCCUUCAGUAUCGGACCACUCUCAGCAGGUGGUGGAUAGUGGCUUCAGUGACCUUGGCAGCAUUGAGAGCACUACAGAGAAUUACGAAAACCCCAGCAGCUAUGACUCCACUAUGGGAGGCAGCAUUUGUGGAAAUAACUCUUCCCAGAGCAGCUGUUCAUACGGAGGACUGUCCUCCUCCAGCAGCCUCACUCAGAACAGUUGUGUUGUCACUCAGCAAAUGGCAAACAUUGGCAGCAGUUGCAGCAUGAUGCAGCAAAACACUGUCCAGCCUGCAGCAAACUGCAACAUCAAGUCACCUCAGAGCUGUGUAGUGGAAAGGCCUCCAAGUAACCAGCAACCGACAACACAGCCACAACAGCAACAGCCUCAGGCACAGCAGCCGCAGCCCCCACCUCCACCCCAGCAGCAACCUCCACUGUCUCAGUGUAGCAUGAACAACAGCUUCACCCCAGCACCCAUGAUCAUGGAAAUACCGGAAUCAGGAAGCACUGGUAACAUAAGUAUCUAUGAGAGGAUUCCAGGGGAUUUUGGUGCUGGAAGCUAUUCACAACCAUCAGCCACAUUCAGUUUAGCCAAGUUGCAGCAGCUGACAAACACCAUUAUGGACCCUCAUGCCAUGCCUUAUAGCCAUUCUCCUGCUGUGACUUCCUAUGCAACCAGCGUUUCUCUGUCCAACACAGGACUGGCUCAGCUAGCUCCCUCUCAUCCGUUGGCAGGCACACCACAAGCACAAGCCACUAUGACACCCCCACCAAACCUGGCGUCCACCACCAUGAACCUCACGUCACCUCUGCUCCAGUGUAACAUGUCUGCGACCAAUAUCGGUAUUCCACACACGCAGAGGUUGCAGGGGCAGAUGCCGGUCAAGGGGCACAUUUCCAUCCGCUCUAAAUCAGCACCACUGCCCUCUGCGACUGCCCACCAGCAGCAGCUCUACGGCCGCAGCCCACCCGCAGUUGCCAUGCAGGCUGGCCCCCGUACAUUAGCUGUUCAGCGGGGUAUGAACAUGGGAGUCAACCUAAUGCCGACCACCCCUUACAACGUUAAUUCCAUGAAUAUGAACACCCUGAACGCCAUGAACAGCUACAGAAUGACACAGCCUAUGAUGAACAGCAGUUACCAUAGCAACCCUGCCUACAUGAACCAGACAGCACAGUAUCCUAUGCAGAUGCAGAUGGGAAUGAUGGGGAGCCAGGCCUAUACCCAGCAGCCUAUGCAGCCAAAUCCUCAUGGAAACAUGAUGUACACUGGCCCCUCCCAUCACAGCUACAUGAACGCUGCUGGGGUGCCCAAGCAGUCUCUCAAUGGACCAUACAUGAGAAGAUGAGCAAGAUGAACUUGCAUCCUAAAAACUGAAAUAUAUAUAUAAAUAAAGGAACCUUUUAUACUGACGAACCAGAGAAAAUGGACCUUUUUCCAGUUAAAAUAUUGCUGUAGAUUUAGAGGGAUUUUCUUUGGUUUAUUUUAUUUUUUAGGAAGCCUGGUCUUUAUUUUUGGGAAUUUUUUUGUUUUGCGUUUUUCUUCUCUUCACAAUCCUGAAACAUUUUGCAGCUAAAGUCAUUUACAGAUGUUUUUAGAGGGGAAAAAACAUGCACAAAAAUCUUUUCAUAAUUUAAAAAGAGCCUUACUUUGCUGACAAUGUGGACAGAAUAUGUGUAACAGUGAAAUCACCUUUCUAAAUUUUUUUUUAUGUAUGUCCUCCUCCCUUCCCUGUGCCCCUCUGUAUGCAGUUUCUAGUGCUGCAGUCAUGUAAAGUGUUUGACAUCUGAAAGAAUAACAACCCUUCCCUCUAAACCCCACCUCACAUUUCCUACUUCUAGCAGGAGGCACUUAUUGGAAGGGGACACAGAGGAUAAUGAACCUCUUUAUUUCUGCAAGUCAGGAAAAAAUUUUCAUCUUUAAUUUUCCCUGACUCCCUUGCCCUCAGUAAAUUUGGAGUUGUGUAAACAAUAAACUAUUCACAUUGGUGUUUUUGUAGACGAGUUAAUUGAAAUUGUAUGUCUCAUGC